Molecule: messenger RNA, 2464 nt
Organism: Homalodisca vitripennis (glassy-winged sharpshooter)
Lineage: Eukaryota; Metazoa; Arthropoda; Insecta; Hemiptera; Cicadellidae
Gene: wls
Product: protein wntless
Exons: 13
Coding region: 202-1824 (540 amino acids)
Biological process (GO): Wnt signaling pathway; Wnt protein secretion; intracellular protein transport
Cellular component (GO): endomembrane system; organelle membrane
Molecular function (GO): Wnt-protein binding
Source: RefSeq, a predicted model, not a curated record
ACGUUUGCAUAGUGCAUGCCGGGUCUGGUCUGAAUUUACUGUCAGAUCAGAAUUUAGUAAAAGUAUAUUGGUUUUUGUUGAUACCCGUUUGGUGUCACAGUACUAAUGGAUCUGUUCUUAUACGAAUUUCAUUACAUUUCAUAGUUAGGUACUGUGACAAGUAAGUUCUUUAGGUAGUUACAAACCAAUUACAUUUCGAAAAUGCCGGGAGCCAUCGUUGAAAAUUUAAGUGGAAGGAAGCUCUUUGUUUUGGUGGCAAUUUUGUUAGUACUACAAGUUGCCUGCUUUUUGUUAGGUGGAUUAAUAGCACCCAGUCCAUCGAAUGCUAAUAGUCUUUUAGCCACUAAAUGUCAUGACAAAGGAAACAACACUGAUGCUUGGUUUUAUGUGAGAGGAAAGGGUCGAUGUACCCCUGUCAGUCUUGAACACUAUGAGUCAGACAGCCAUCUUCGACAUGCCAACGAGAUUGUCUUUGCUUUCCAGCUGCCUAAUCCACGUAACAAAGUAAUCUUGGACUACUCUCGUUGGCAGCAACAUUUGAUUGGGGUUCUACAGUUUGACAUAGCGUACCAUCCAAACACUGAAAUGGCUCCUCGCACUAUUAUCACUCUGGAUGCCAAAUUGGGCUAUAGAAACAAAGGUGAUGCAGACGGUGACUGGAAGUACUUCACUUCUUCUGUUGUUCAAAGAAUUUUGGACUGUUCAGUUGAAAAUACACGUGAAAGGUACUACUACAAUUGUUCAUUCAUCCCAUUGUUCGAGCUGGGCUCCCUGUUCCACGACUACUACUUGCUCAACAUUCGUCUGCCAGUGGACCAUGACAAGGGAAUGAAUCUUGGUCUGGGGCACAUCGAGGACAUUUGGCUUGUUGCAAUCAACCAAACAGGAGGGUUUACCAAAGUGUGGAUGUCAAUGAAACUGGUAUUCUUCCCAUCGAUAGUUGCCAUCAUGAUCUGGUUCUGGAACCGAGUACACCAGCUCACUCGAGCCCCUCUUCUGCUAGAGAACAUGCUGCUCUUCUUGGGCAGCACUCUUACUUUCCUCAAUAUGCCUCUGGAGCUGCUGACUUUGUUUUACGACCUGCCAUUCAUGCUACUGCUGAGCGACAUCCGAGAAGGCAUCUUCUACGCUGCACUCCUCUCAUUCUGGCUGGUCUUCGCUGGGGAGCAUCUCAUGAUUCAGGAGUCUCAGAAGAACCACCUACGAGGCUACUGGAAGCAUCUGAGCGGUGUUGCUAUUGGUUGUGUGUCACUCUUUGUGUUCGAUGUGUGCGAGAGAGGAGCCCAGUUGCGCAACCCCUUCUACUCCAUUUGGGUCACUGAUGUUGGAACUCACUUGGCUUUGACUUUCAUCAUCCUUGCGGGUAUAUCAGCUGGCAUGUACUUCCUGUUCCUGUCUUACAUGAUCUGGCAAGUUUUCUGCAACAUCAGCGCCAAACGAGCCUCUCUGCCAUCCAUGUCUUCUCUGCGCCGGCUCCACUACGAGGGCAUCAUCUACAGAUUUAAGUUUCUCAUGUUGGCUACCCUUCUCUGCGCUGCCAUGACUGUCAUUGGAUUCAUCCUCAAUGAGGUUUCAGAAGGAAGGUGGAAGUGGGAUGAAGAUCUGGACUUGGAGUACACUUCGGCUUUCUUCACUGGGGUUUAUGGAAUGUGGAAUAUUUACAUCUUUGCACUCAUCGUCCUGUACGCACCGUCUCACAAACAAUGGCCCUCCGAACAUGAUAUAUCAAAUAUAAAUGAUGAAAUCGAGUUUUCACGCCUGCCAACAGAUGCCAGUGAAAUUUCGGCAUUGACAACUUUUGUGAACAAGGCUUCUAUAGAUUAAAUUGAAGGUGUUGAAGUCGGAAUUGUAAGAUCACCUCUCUAAACUGCCUCAGAUGCUAGAAGAAUCUCUGCUUUUAACAAGACUUUAAGCAAAAUGAGUAAGAUAUUGAUUGUUCUUCUAGAUGUAUUUAUUAGUAGUUAGAUGUUGAUUUAUGUUGUAUGUGUAAAUUGUCUUGAUAAGUGAUAUUUCUUUAGCUACAGUAUUAUUAAUUUUGUGUUAGUUUUAGAAUUGCCAUCGUCAUAUGCUGUAACAAAAUAAGUCCAACAAAAUUUGUCCAAGUUGUUUAAAUAUGUUUUAACAAUGAGCGUAAAAUCUAAAACUUAUUUAUAUAAAAGGUAUGAUUCAGUUCUUUUUAUAAAUAUUGUUUUAAAUCAACAAAACCUGUACUGUCAUGUGUAAUGUAGGUGUGUAAUAGCUUAUUAUAUGUAAAUAAAUAUCCUUGUUUUGUUCCUAGGUAAAAUGUAUUCUUCAUAAGUGUUUAAGAAAAACUCUGGUGCCAAACUGUAAAUGUUAAGUCUCAUACUGGCUUGUCUCUUGAACUUAUAUAUUUUUCACCUUCGAUGUCAAUACAGUACUUUAUAUGUAUUAAAUUCUCGUGAUGUAGGUAUCAGAAGCAACAUAAAAAAUAUUGCACAAAGUU